AUUAACUUUUGAAUAAUGAUGUUGAAUUUGAGCGCGUUUGCGAAUAAGUUUCUUGGCUUUGUCCAAAAGGAGAGAGACAAUCCUUGGCUGAAAUGGGCCUUGCGUUUGCUGUCGUUGUCUUCUGCUAUAUCUCCCGCUGGGUGGCCGGAUUCUUUUCCGUUGAAAGAUGGCUACAAGUUUGACUUCAUAGUAAUCGGAGCAGGGUCUGGCGGCGCCACUGUCGCGACCAGACUCAGCGAAGUCCCUCACUGGAAAGUUCUGCUGCUUGAGGCGGGCGGCGACCCUCCGCCUGCUAGUGUAAUACCCAGUUUGUUCGGUGCACUCGUACACUCGAAAUACGAUUGGGAUUACCCUGUUGAACUGGAUCCAGGAACUGGACAGAAUCACGCCGAUGGCAAGGUUUACGUCGGUGGUGGAAAGAUGUUAGGAGGUUCUUCGUCGAGUAACCUACAAGUAUACGCACGUGGGGCACCAGAAGAUUUUGAUCAGUGGAACGAAGUAGCACCAGGUUGGGGAUGGGAUACAGUUCUACAUUAUUAUAAAAAGCUUGAACACAUGACAGAUUAUUCCGUGUUACAGAAUCCAUAUAAUGCUUACUAUCAUUCAACCUCCGGCCCUGUUGCCGUAUCUCGACCGACAGCUAAUGCGUACUAUGAAAAAGUACACGAACAAGUAUUAGGUUCGUGGGAAGAAAUGGGCAUAAAGAGACUACUGGAGAUAAAUGGACCUGAAAUGUUAGGAGGGAGUCGAUCGCACUUUACUUUUGCGAACGGCAGAAGAUCAAGCACAGCCGAGGAAUAUUUACGACCGAAUAAAGAUCGACCAAACUUUUAUAUAACAAAAUAUGCAAGAGUUACUAAAGUGUUGAUAGACUCGAUGACUUUACGAGCUUAUGGCGUCAGAGUGUUGCUCGAGACAGGCGAUAUGAUAACACUGUACGCUAAUAUUGAAGUAAUUGUGUCAGCAGGCACUAUUGGUACACCGAAACUUCUUAUGCUUUCGGGGAUCGGUCCUCGUGAAGUAUUAGAACCACUUAACAUCAAUACGAUGGCUGAUCUACCUGUUGGUAAGAAUCUACAAGAUCAUUUAAUGGUAACGCUUGUUAUCAAAGGUCAGAAAGGUUUUCAAACAGCUGUUCAAAAUUUGCUUAUUCCUACAGAAUUGGAUGCGUUUCCAAUACCUCUACAAGCUGCUUUCUUUAGGCUCAACAGCUCUUUAAGCAAACAUUACGGAUCAACAAGACCUCAUAUUCAACUCUUCAACAAUCGGCUCGGCGCAACUGCAGCUCCUGCUAUUUUGUUCGGUUGUCGGGCAACAGCUAAUUUAGUUCGUGAAUAUUGCUAUUCGAUGAGUGAAGCUAAUGUUUACCGGGAAGUAGAUCUUCUAAGUUUAAUUUUACUCCAUCCCAAAUCAAGAGGUCAAGUGAGAUUGAGAAGUAGCAAUCCUUUCGAUGACCCGUUGACUGAGAUAGGAUAUUUUAGGAACAUGAAAGAUUUAGCAUUAAUGGUAGAAGCUAUUAAAUUUAUGGUAAAGGUUACAGAGACUUCGUAUUAUAGAAAAGUAGGUGGAGAGGUUGCGAGAUUAGCAGUUAGAGGAUGUGAGGGAUUAGUUUAUGGAACUGAUGAGUAUUGGGCUUGUUAUGCUGUUAACACUGUCAAUUCCUUAGCUCAUCCUGUAGGAACAUGUACUAUGGGACGGGAUGGGGUUGUUGAUGAACGAUUAAGAGUUCACAGUAUCAAAGGCUUGCGUGUCGUUGACGCAUCGGUUAUGCCGGUAAGCCCGAGUGGAAAUACCAACGCCCCAACAAUGAUGAUUGGAGAGAAAGCUGCAGAUAUGAUUAAAGAGGACUACACUGAACGGAUUGAUCAUAUGAAUAAUGAAAAUGUAAGAGAAUUUUCACAAAACGAUGAUUAUUACUAAAUAGUAAGGAAUUUUUUAGUGCCAAAUAUUUUUUAUCGAGUAGGAUAAAUAAUAGGACGUUGGGGUCCCAAGGUGCUGGAAUGGCGACCCCGCACUAAAAAGUGCAGUGCUGAUCGACCUCCCACCAGGUGAACUGACGACAAUAAGCGAGUCGCAGGGAUUUGCUAGAUGCAGGCGGCUCAGGAUCGUGAUGUUUGGAAGUCCCUACAAAAGGCCUAUGACCUGCAGUGGACGUUCAUCGGCUGAUAUGAUAAUGAUGAUGAGGAUAAAUAAAAUAUUUUAA
This is a messenger RNA of Bicyclus anynana (squinting bush brown), 2203 nucleotides long. RefSeq names its product ecdysone oxidase-like. The record is from RefSeq and is a predicted model, not a curated record. The transcript has 3 exons. Gene Ontology annotation, molecular function: ecdysone oxidase activity; flavin adenine dinucleotide binding. Bases 16 to 1920 code for a protein of 634 amino acids. NCBI's taxonomy places the organism in Eukaryota, Metazoa, Arthropoda, Insecta, Lepidoptera, Nymphalidae.